AUGUCAAAGGGUGUGGAACUUGCUCGACUAUUCCAUCAGCAGGGGCACAUAGUGAUUGGGGCCGAUGCUGACGCUCUGGCCUGCGGCCGCGUAUCGCAUGCCAUUCGCAAGUUCCACCACCUGCCGGUCCCUGCCUCAGACCUGCAUGCCCAGGCGGAUGAUCCCUUGCAAUAUGAGGAAGCCCUUUUGCGCAUUGUCAAAACAGAAAACAUCGACCUGUGGGUGUCCGUAUCAGGAGUUGGCUCUGCAGUACAAGACUCCAUCGCCAAAGAUGUAAUCGAACGGCUCACCAAAGCAAAAGCCAUCCAGUUUGACUCGCAACAUGUGACUAUCUUGGACGCGAAAGACACAUUUAUCGAACACGUACGAAAAAUAGGUUUAAAGGUCCCCGACAGCCACCGAAUUAAGAGCAAGGAUGAUUUGAUUUCUUUCCUCCGCAGUCGCGGCAGCCUUUCUUUAGAGCCGGAUUCGACGCUGUACUUGAUCAAGCCCGUGGGUGUCAAUGAUGCAGCUAGACUUGACAUGCCUCUCCUCCCUUUGGACACUGAGAAGAAGACUCUGUCUCGCAUCGGUGCGCUCAAUCUCAGUAAUGUUUCUUCCUUUAUCGCACAGGAAUUUAUCCAAGGCGAAGAAUAUUGCACACAUUCCUUGGUCAUCCGCGGUCGAGUCAUGGCUUUUGUUGCCUGCCCGUCUACCGAUAUUCUGAUGCACUACACAGCUUUGCCGCAAAAUUCAUCACUGGCCGACUCCAUGCGUCGCUUCACGGUGGCCGUUGCGGAAAAUGCCGGAGAGAGUUUCACGGGGCACUUGAGUUUCGAUUUCAUGGUCAAGUCUUCUGCGGGCAGCUCAAGCAAAGAGCCGGAACAAAUAUAUCCUAUCGAGUGCAAUCCCAGAGUACACACGGCCGUUGUUCUCUUUCGGGAUACACCGAAACUUGUUGACCUCUACCUAUCAGCUCUUGACCCAGAUCUCGAAGCUGGUAAGGAGAUCUUAUGCCCGCAGAAAAUACAGCGAUACUACUGGCUUGGACAAGAUUUGGUGGAGAAGCUGUUUUGUCCAAUGUAUCGAAUAAUUUGUGAUGGGACGGGCAGCGUGAAGGAUGUUCUUUCGCAAUUAGCAUUGUUUGCGGAUCAUGUCCUCUACUGGAAGGAUGGCACAUUUGUGAUGUGGGAUCCAUGGCCAUUCUGGUGGUUAUAUCAUGUCCAAUGGCCAGCUCGACUGAUAUAUUGCUUAAUGCGAGGAACAAAAUGGGAGAAGGCUAAUGUCAGCACCGGGAAAAUGUUCGAAACUGCCUGA
Messenger RNA from Akanthomyces muscarius, 1296 nucleotides. RefSeq lists its product as uncharacterized. The record is from RefSeq and is a predicted model, not a curated record. The coding region runs from base 1 to 1296 and encodes 431 amino acids. The transcript has a single exon. Gene Ontology annotation, molecular function: ATP binding; metal ion binding. Lineage: Eukaryota; Fungi; Ascomycota; Sordariomycetes; Hypocreales; Cordycipitaceae.